AUGGAGGGGAAGGACCUCUUCGCACCGGAAAGAAUUCUGCCUCGGCCCACCGCCCAACAGCCCACAAUCCCUCCCACAAUUCGUAGUAGCGAAAAGUUCGAUAUUUCGCAUCAACGAACGAGACGAGCCCCCUUCGAAACCCGACCGCCAAGCACGCGACACCAACGAUCCCGCAGCCGCAGACUCGACAUAGCCAGGAAUUUUUGA
Molecule: messenger RNA, 207 nt
Organism: Colletotrichum destructivum
Lineage: Eukaryota; Fungi; Ascomycota; Sordariomycetes; Glomerellales; Glomerellaceae
Exons: 2
Coding region: 1-207 (68 amino acids)
Source: RefSeq, a predicted model, not a curated record